CUUUCAAAUUCGAAACCCACGUGUAUGUGCUUUUAACUUUAAAGCGGUUUCGAUUUAACGUAGAAUUUCGGUGACAUUUAAUUAAGAAUUUAAAUAGUUAUUUAAUAAAAACAUAGACCAUCAAAAUGCAGCAUGACGACGUUGUUUGGAGUGUAAUAAACAAAACUUUUUGUUCACAUAAAGUACAGACGAAGUCACAAAGAUUUUGUAGAAAUGAAUACAAUCUAACAGGUUUAUGUACACGUUCGUCAUGCCCGUUAGCAAACAGUCAAUAUGCUACAGUACGAGAAGAAAAAGGGAUUGUUUAUUUGUAUAUGAAAACUGCUGAACGUGCACAUUUUCCAAGUAAAACAUGGGAAAAAGUAAAAUUAUCUAGAAAUUUUGAGAAAGCUAUACAUCAAAUUAAUGAAAAUUUAUUAUAUUGGCAAGGUUUUAUUAAACAGAAAUGUAAACAACGAUUCGUUAAAAUUACACAGUAUUUGAUACGUAUGAGAAAGUUAAAAUUACGUAGACAAAAAUUAUUGGUACCAUUACAAAGAAAAAUUGAAAGGCGUGAACGUAGACGAGAAGAAAAAGCUUUGGUUGCUGCUCGAAUUGAUGAAGGCAUUGAAAAAACAUUAUUGGACAGACUUAAAAAAGGAGUGUAUGAAGAUUUGUAUAACAUACCACAAACAGCAUUUGAAGAUGCGCUUAAAGAAAAUGAGGUAGAGAGUGAAAUGGAAGAUGAGGACGAAGUGGAAGAAGAAAAAGAAAUAGAGAUGGAUAAAGAAGUAGAAGCGGAAUUACAAAAAGAAUUUAUUGAAUAUAAUAGUGAUAUGGAUGAUGACUCAGAUGCUGAUAGCGACAGUGGACAACGUGAAAAAGUUGAUUUAGACUCAAGUUUCGAAUCGGAAACGUCUGAUAUUGAGGAUAUUGCUGGACCAUCAACGACAAAAGAAACAAUUUCUAAAGAAAAAUCAUUAAAGAGAAAGAAACCACAUGUAGAAAUCGAAUACGAAUAUGAAACAGAAAAACCGUCAAAAGUUAAAGCUUAAUAUUAUGAAUU
Chrysoperla carnea is the source of this 1045-nucleotide messenger RNA. It is a transcript of the gene Rbm13, whose product is annotated as protein MAK16 homolog A. The coding region runs from base 126 to 1034 and encodes 302 amino acids. The record is from RefSeq and is a predicted model, not a curated record. NCBI's taxonomy places the organism in Eukaryota, Metazoa, Arthropoda, Insecta, Neuroptera, Chrysopidae. The transcript is spliced from 7 exons. Gene Ontology annotation, cellular component: nucleolus; preribosome, large subunit precursor. Gene Ontology annotation, biological process: maturation of LSU-rRNA; maturation of 5.8S rRNA.